UUCCUAGAGCUCUACUUGUGGGCGGGUGUAAUUUUUGAUUAAAUAACGCGUAUAAAAUAUGUUAUAUACUUAUAUUAAAAAUCAAUUAAUAAUAUAUAUCAAUACAUGCGGUAUAAAUGAGUAUAAAUGUAUAAUGCGGUCCACUGAUCACGCUUAGUACUUACACAGCUUCUCAAACUCAAUUUCGAUUCCGUAUUUUUAACCGUGUCAGUACAUGGCGUCAAAUACUAAUUAGGAAUUACCGAUGUCAAUAUCCAUUUUCCACUUUUUAUUACUCGUUAGAUCCCAUUUGUUGCCCAAUGUAGGCAUUUUAAAUCACUGAUUAAAAUUCGAAAAAAUGACGUCAAUAAUAAAAUUGUACACCUUGUCGGGCGCGCAAGAUGAAUCACCGCCCUGCUAUUUAUUACAAAUCGACGAGUUUAAAUUCCUGUUAGAUUGUGGAUGGGAUGAACAUUUUAACAUGGGUGUUGUCGAUAGAUUAAAAAGGCACAUCCAUCAAAUAGAUGCAGUUUUAUUAUCGCAUCCAGAUCGUUUUCAUCUUGGAAUUUUGCCGUACCUUGUUGGCAAAUGUGGUUUAAACUGCCCUGUAUAUGCUACUAUACCUGUUUACCAAAUGGGACAAAUGUUCAUGUAUGAUUUACAUCAAUCACUGUGCAAUGUGGAGGAUUUUACUUUAUUUGAUUUAGAUGAUGUGGACGCUGCUUUCGAUAAAGUCAUACAAGUAAAAUAUAAUCAAAUUGUUUCAUUAAAAGGUAAAGGAAUUGGUUUAAGAAUAAUAGCUUUCCCUGCUGGCCAUAUGAUUGGUGGUACAAUUUGGAAAAUAUCUAAAAUCGGAGAAGAGGAUAUUAUUUAUGCUAUGGAUUUUAAUCAUAAAAAAGAAAGACAUUUGAAUGGUAGUAGCUUAGAAAGAUUUAGAAGACCAUCAUUACUGAUAUUGGAUUGUUUUAAUGGUGCUUAUUCACAACCCAGGCGUAGAUCUCGAGAUGAGUCUUUAAUGACUUGUAUACUGACAACAUUACGUGUCAAAGGCAAUGUGUUGAUAGCAUCUGAUACAGCCGGACGUGUCUUAGAAUUGAUGCAUAUGUUGGAUCAAUUAUGGCGUAAUAAAGAAUCUGGUCUUGGUGUGUACUCAUUAGUAUUUUUAACAAAUGUUAGCUACAAUAUUGUGGAAUUUGCUAAGUCUCAAAUUGAGUGGAUAAGUGAUAAAUUAAUGAAAAGUUUUGAAGGUGCAAGAAAUAAUCCAUUUCUUUUUAAGCAUGUAAAACUCUGUCAUAACAUGGAUGAUUUAAAUAAAGUCUCCGAACCAAAAGUUGUAUUAGCCAGCAAUGGAGAUCUUGAAAGUGGAUUCUCAAGAGAAAUUUUUAUUGUGUGGGCUUCAAAAUCAAAAAACAGUAUUAUUCUUCCUGACAGAACCGCUCCUGGUACAUUAGCACGUAAUUUAAUUGAUAAGGGUGGUAAUAGAAAUAUUAAACUGCUAGUCAAGAAACGUGUACUUUUAGAAGGCAAAGAGUUGGAAGAAUAUAAUAUCAAACAUAAUAAAGAAAAAAUGGAAACCAGUAAAAAACAAGAAGAUUUUAUUAAAUUUAAUACAGCUACAGGAGAAAAAACAACUCUAGAUGAACAAAAUAAUAAAAGUGAUGAAGAUGAAGAAGAAGAUAUAUGUGAUCUUCCAUCCAAGUGUGUGGAGUAUGAAAUUGACAUAUUUGUGGCAGCCAAAAUUGUACCAAUUGAUUUUGAAGGUCGUUCAGACGGAGAGUCAUUAAAACAAAUUGUACUUAAACUAAAACCCAAGCGUUUGAUAUUAGUAAGGGGCAACCAUUAUAGCACUAAAGUUGUUUAUAAUUUUGCCAAAGUAUUCAUAGAUAGUAACAUUUAUACACCUAGGAUUGGACAAUGUUUAAACCUAACUACUGAAUCUCAUAUUUACCAAGUAUGUCUUACAGAUGCAUUUCUUUCCACAAUUGAUUUUAAAAAAGGAACAAAUGGGGACUUAGCUUAUAUGAAUGCUAAAUUAAAAUUAAAAAGUAAUGAUAAUAACAUAGAAAUUGACAAUGUUGAACCUGAAAAGAUGCCAAAAAUAGAUGAUCAAAUGUUUACACUUGAACCUUUGGCAGAUCAUGAAAUUUCUCCUCGCAAAUCUAUAUUUAUUAACCGUUUAAAAUUAUCAGAUUUUAAACAAAUCUUAUCCAAAAAUAAUAUACCUUGUGAACUUUCUAAUGGUGUUUUAUGGUGUUGUAAUCGUACUAUUUGUAUUCGUAAAAAUUCUUCUGGAAAGGUGUUGAUUGAAGGAAUUAUUAGUCGCCAAUACUAUUGCAUACGUAAAUUAUUAUAUAGUCAAUUUAUUAUUAUUUAAUAUAGCCAUCAUAUACAUUUAAUGCUGACAUUAUGGUCUUGAUAAAAUAUUUUUUAAAAAAUCUAUAAUAAAUAUGUCAUACUUCUCGGUAUAAUUUGUAUUCUUUCCUAUUUUAUUACUACUAUUAUGUUAUUAUUUUUAUAAAUGUCAAUGUAUUACAUUUUUAAGCACAAUGUUUAUUUUAUUCGUAUAUAUAUUAUUUUUUCUAUGCUGGUCUUAAUUAUUUGUAUAGUUUUCUAAAUAAAAAUGUUUAUUAUAAUUAUUGUACUUAACUUUUUCAUAGAAUAAAACUUAAUGUUUCACUCAAUAACAA
This is a messenger RNA of Aphis gossypii (cotton aphid), 2666 nucleotides long. Its product is annotated as probable cleavage and polyadenylation specificity factor subunit 2. The record is from RefSeq and is a predicted model, not a curated record. NCBI's taxonomy places the organism in Eukaryota, Metazoa, Arthropoda, Insecta, Hemiptera, Aphididae. The transcript has 13 exons. Gene Ontology annotation, molecular function: RNA binding. The coding region runs from base 338 to 2353 and encodes 671 amino acids. Gene Ontology annotation, biological process: mRNA 3'-end processing by stem-loop binding and cleavage. Gene Ontology annotation, cellular component: mRNA cleavage and polyadenylation specificity factor complex.